Molecule: messenger RNA, 2669 nt
Organism: Manis pentadactyla (Chinese pangolin)
Lineage: Eukaryota; Metazoa; Chordata; Mammalia; Pholidota; Manidae
Gene: BCL3
Product: BCL3 transcription coactivator
Exons: 9
Coding region: 879-2240 (453 amino acids)
Molecular function (GO): protein binding
Source: RefSeq, a predicted model, not a curated record
UGCACUCCCCGCCCCCCGGCUCCCGCCCCCAGCCAAGCUCGGUCCGCGGCUGGGACGCACGCAGGGGGCAGACACGCGGGCAGGGCCGGCCGGGGCAUAGAGGCUGGGCGCCCGCCGAGAGCACUCCCUGACCUGGGUGCGUCUUUUCACUCCCACAAAGGAGGAAACGGCUCAGAGAAGGGAAGUGCCUGGUCAAGGUCACCCGGCGGGGAUGUGGGAGGCAGCACUCGAACCCGCGUCCUAGCGACCCCAAAGGCCCCAGGGAGUUGCCUUUCUCGGGGAGAGGCUGAGAGAGACAGAGGCUGUAAGGACACAGAGAGAUGGCACACACCCAUAGAGACAGUAGAGACGGAGACCGUGAGAACAGAGACUCAGAGAUCUAGAGAAAUGCUCAGAAAGACACCUAUUUACAUCCGGGCAGGAGACAGAGUUACCGAGACUUAGAGAUACAGAGAUAUAGACAGCCAGAGAGACCAAAACAGAAACAGCAACCGCGAGGCCCGCAGCCGCAGGGGGCGGGGGGGACCCCAGCCCUGACUCCGCCUCCCCGCCCCGCCCCCGCCGAGGCCGGGAGCCCGGGGCGCCGCGGGGCCGCAGGGGGCGGGCGCGGGCCCGAGAGCGGCGCGGGCGGGGCGCUCGGCGGCUCCACCGCGGGGCGGCGGAGCGGCGGCAGGUCCAGGAAACCCCUGGGGCGGACGGGUGGCCCCGGGGGGGCCGGGGGCGGGGAGGCGGGCGGCCGGCACCGCCCAGGCCGACAAAAGUCCCUUCAGUUCAGCCGGCGGCAGGGGAAGUCCCGGCGCCCGGCACAGCCACCCUCCCGGGCCACCAAGCCGAGCCGCGCUCCGGCCGCCCGCUCGGCCGCCGUCCCCGGCGGCCCCAUGCCCCGAUGCCCCGCGGGGGCCAUGGACGAGGGGCCCGUGGACCUGCGCACCAGGCCCAAGGCCGCCGGACCCCCGGGCGCCGCGCUGCCGCUCCGCAAGCGCCCUCUGCGUGCACCCUCCCCGGAGCCCGCUGCUCCCCGCGGCGCUGCGGGCCCAGUUGUCUCUCCAGAUCCCCUGCGUGGCGGAUCCGACGUGCCAGCGGUCCCCGCGCCCCGUCACGGCCUGGCCCGGCCAGAAGCGCUUUACUACCAGGGGCCUUUACUGCCCCUAUACCCCACCCCAACCAUGGGGUCCCCCUUUCCUCUGCUGAACCUGCCUACACCCCUGUACCCCAUGGUGUGCUCCAUGGAACAUCCCCUAUCGGCUGACAUCGCCAUGGCCACCCGUGCAGAUGAGGACGGCGACACGCCACUUCAUAUUGCAGUGGUGCAGGGCAACCUGCCAGCUGUGCAUCGGAUGGUCAACCUCUUCCAGCAUGGGGGUCGGGACCUGGAUAUCUACAACAACCUACGGCAGACUCCGCUACACCUGGCUGUGAUCACCACGCUGCCGUCUGUGGUCCGGCUCCUAGUGAUGGCUGGUGCCAGCCCCAUGGCACUGGACCGCCAUGGCCAGACGGCGGCCCACCUGGCGUGUGAGCACCGCAGCCCGACAUGCCUGCGGGCCCUGCUGGACAGCGCAGCCCCGGGCUCGGUGGACCUGGAGGCCCGCAAUUAUGACGGGCUCACCGCCCUGCACGUGGCCGUGAACACCGAGUGCCCCGAGGCCGUGCGGCUCUUACUGGAGCGCGGCGCCGACAUCGACGCGGUGGACAUUAAGAGCGGCCGCUCCCCACUCAUCCACGCAGUGGAAAACAACAGCCUGAGCAUGGUGCAGCUCCUGCUGCAGCACGGCGCCAACGUGAAUGCCCAGAUGUACUCGGGCAGCUCGGCGCUGCACUCGGCGUCGGGCCGCGGGCUCCUCCCACUCGUGCGCACGCUGGUCCGCAGUGGCGCUGACAGUGGCCUCAAGAACUGCCACAACGACACGCCGCUCAUGGUGGCACGCAGCCGUCGGGUCAUCGACAUUCUGAGGGGGAAGGCCACGCGGCCUGCUCCUGCGUCCCAGCCAGAGCCCGCCCCUGACAGGGGAGCCACCACCUCCCCUGAAAGCAGCAGCCUCCUCAGCUCCAAUGGUCUUUCUGCAUCACCCCCCUCCUCGCCCUCCCAGUCUCCCCCCAAGGACCCUCCUGGAUUCCCCAUGGCUCCCCCCAGUUUCUUCCUUCCUCCCUCAUCUCCACCUGCCUUCCUGCCCUUUGCUGGGGUCCUCCGAACCCCUGGCAGGCCAGUGCCCCCCUCCCCAGCUCCAGGAGGCAGCUGAGAGCAACGGGGGGGCAGAUCUCGGACUUAUGAGGAGGGACCACCCUGCCCUCCUGGAAACUGUGAAGACCUCACUCUGCCCCCCCACCACCACCUCCUCAUCUUUGGGACCAGGAUUUUAGGAUUUGCACAGAGGCCCGUGUGUCUACCCAUAAGUCCCCUCUUCUAAGCACAGAUAUCCCCCCGUUUGGUCCUCCUCAGUACUCUUACUCCCAUUAUUCUCAGGCACCAGUCCCCGCCUGGAAUUCCACCCAGACAUUCAUUUCCCUCUCUCCCGGAGCUGGUGGAACCAGGGAAUAGCCACUCCCCUCUGCCCGCUACCCAGAUCUGUGAGGAGGGAGAGAUGGGCUGUAGCCAGGCACUGAUAACAAUGUAAAUUAUUAGGCAUUUCGGUUGAAUUUCUUUUGUAAUAAACUAUUUUUGUACCAUA